Messenger RNA from Perognathus longimembris pacificus (Pacific pocket mouse), 4108 nucleotides. It is a transcript of the gene Ubl3, whose product is annotated as ubiquitin like 3. Bases 1035 to 1388 code for a protein of 117 amino acids. The record is from RefSeq and is a predicted model, not a curated record. Gene Ontology annotation, molecular function: protein binding. The transcript has 5 exons. Lineage: Eukaryota; Metazoa; Chordata; Mammalia; Rodentia; Heteromyidae.
GGGGAGACGAAGCUCUGAGGGGGAACUAUUCUUGGGCCGAGGAGAGGGAGGACCCGGACGCUUCCGGGGAGCAGCCCCAGUCGGCGGCGUCGGCGGAGCUCGCGAGGCCGGGGAGGGCUGGGGGAAGGCGGAGCCGCGGGAGGCGGAGGCAGUGGAGCCGCACCGCGGAGCCGGAGACGAUGCGCCGGGACCCUCGCUACAGCUCGGCGGCGCCCGCGGCCUGAGCCCCCGGCUCACGCGCGGCCUGAGUCCCCGGAAGGGGGCCGUCCAGGGUGGCCCCUGUCCGGCCUCGAGCGCCUCCCGCGCUCGCCGUCCCGGCUUGCUGUCCGGCUCCCAACUAGUUAAAUGCCCUUGAGCGCGGGUUUCCGCGGCCCGGCUCUCCGCCCCGGCGGCGCGAGUUGAGCCGUUUCCCCCCUCCCCGCUCCCCACCCGGCGGCCGAGCGCGCGGGGCUCCCCGGGUUCGCUGCGCGGCCGGCGCCGGCCACUGCUCGGCGGGCCACUCACCGCUCACGCGUCCAUGUGUGGCCACAUAGUUAUCUGUGUACAUCCACGCCGGGGCAUUUUUCUCCUGCUUAAUGAGGACUUGACUCGGGAACGAGUGUGAAUCAUUGCCGGGGCUGGGAAAGGAGGAAGGCGGAUUUAACCCCCUCCCACACCGCUCCAUGUCCGUGUGUCACUCGGCUCCGUCCACCUGGCACGGCCGGUCCAGGGGCUGCUGCUGCUACUGACGACGACUACGACGACGACGGGGACACGGACUGCCCUGCUGUCCUGAGAGUUUCCUCGCUCCAGCCACUACUCGGCUUCUGGGGAUUGUUCUUCGCACAACCACCUGGACCAGGCAGACACUUGGGCUCCGAAAUAACUUAUCGUUUUUUGUUGUUAUUGUUUUGGAAAGCACAUCUCGAACCAAUCAAAAUUGUGAAUUUUUCUUUUUAAAUUUCGAAAGCUUGAAGACUUUUCGGAUCUUUUUUUGUGUGACGGUGUGUCUGUGUUUUCGGCGUACACAUCUGGGUCUAUAUCAAACCGGCAAGAUGUCCAGUAAUGUCCCGGCGGAUAUGAUUAAUUUGCGCCUCAUCCUGGUGAGUGGAAAAACAAAAGAGUUCCUGUUUUCUCCUAAUGAUUCUGCUUCUGACAUUGCAAAGCACGUGUAUGACAACUGGCCAAUGGACUGGGAAGAAGAGCAGGUCAGCAGUCCAAAUAUUCUGCGACUUAUUUAUCAAGGGCGAUUUCUACAUGGAAAUGUCACAUUAGGAGCAUUAAAACUUCCUUUUGGGAAAACAACGGUGAUGCAUUUGGUGGCCAGAGAGACAUUGCCAGAGCCAAACUCUCAAGGUCAGAGGAAUCGCGAAAAGACUGGAGAGAGUAAUUGUUGUGUAAUCCUGUAAAUGCUGCCUGCCUAGUGUGGAGUGAGCUGUCUUUCUUUCGUGUUGCUGGGAAAGAGGAGACCCAGCGUAGCUUCAGAAAGCUUUAGGAGCGGUCUGUCUGCACAUCCAUGGGACUGAAUUACUCAUGAACACUGGCAUCUUUUCUCAUGAAGUAAAAAAACCAAGAACAUUUUUCACUAUGAUUUUGUAUUGUAUUUUUGUUUAUGCUGAGCAGUUUUAAAAUAUAUUGUUUUUUGAAUGCAGUCAAUCACCAGGGGAAAAGUUAAGAAGUUACCUUUCACAGCAGAAAUUAUUUUGCUGCCACACCAGUUUUCAUCACCAGAACUAACAAAUCAAGUGUUCCAAAUACAAUUUGCACUAAAAAAAGAUUGGCAUUAUUUUCCUCAUCAGCAGAACUUGUAAGAGUUUCUGGUACUUAGAAAUACUCAUAUACACGGUUCCACACUGGAAGACACCCAGCAGUUGAUGAAGUCAAUGACUGGGCCAGCUCAAGAGGGAAUAAAUGAAAAAGAAACUACAGUGUUGGGCAAAUUCUACCCAAGUCAGCCAUGGUGGCUGUACUGGCCCAAAAUAUUAAGCUGAGUGUGACUAUUUUCACUGCAACAAAUGAAAAAAUAAAAAUGUGCCUGUUGUUUUAAGCACUCAGUAGAGGGCUGAUAAAACUGGUUUUCUUCCUGUAACCCAUCCUGCACUCUUGAGUCCUCUGUGGCCGAGUGCUUAUCCGACAGCACAGAAGGGGUACGAGUGCGUCUCUAGCCUUAAUGGGGGAGGGUGCCAGUUGCUCCGAGGCUUUCGCUGUGCAGAAACAGUUGAAAACCUCAGUGACUGAUCAUUUUAUGUAUUUGAAUAUAGAAAACUGAAAUUUUCCAUAAUCAUCACUCAUUCAUAACUGUGCCCUGCAUUAUGCUUACUCAUUAGAGUUCAAACAAAUUCUGAAAUUAAGAAAAAGAAAAACCACCAUAAUACUAAUUUCCUUUCUUUAUAUAGUUUGUGUUGGGUGUUAGUGCUUGCAAUUAAAAUCAAAAGCUGAUUUUCAAGGCAUACAUGAUUAAAGAUGCCGCUCUUAUUUUAUACCAAUAAUUUAAUGAUUGAUAUGCUAAAAUCAAUUUGCACAGCACUAAAGCAUGAGCUAGUUUCAUCUAAACUUGUAAAAAAUAUGAAAGAUUUUAUAUUUUUUUUGCUGGGAAGAAUUCUUCCUGGAUGAAAUUACAAAUAUGUGUAGAAUAUAUUUAAUAAAAGACUUAUAAAAUGCCUAACUAUAGAACUUAAAUAUAGAUUGGCGUGUAGAAUAUAGAAUACUCCAUAUAAAUAACUUUAGCCUUUUUAAAAUUGAAGUUGCAGGCUGACAUUAUGUUCUAUACUUAAUAAGUGUUCUUGGCCCUUAAAAAUGUUAAGUGUAAAUUUGUUCAAAUGGUCAGCUUUCUUUAAAUGCAUUCAGGUUAUUUUAUUCAUUAUUAAUGCUUUGAUGAAAAGGCUUUAUAUGCAGUAGAUCUACAAAAAUAUUGUUCAUACUGAUCAGAAUUAAAUUUGUAUAGAGCAGAGUUUUAAAAUGAAUGUAAAUAGCACUAAACAUUUUCUUUCUGCAACCUGUACUUAUAGAUCCUUUGUGUAAACUAAAUAAAAAAAUUAUUGUAGUGCAUUUUGGUGGUAAUUUUAAAGGUCUUGAUUAGGUCAAUCAUUGUUUAAGCACUGUCUCAUCCAUGUUAAAAUUUUGUUCACUUCUUUCAGAAUUUCCUAAAAUUUAUUUACUCGAUAUUCUGUCAUUGGCUUGGGGGUAUUCCAAUGUGUUCUUGAUAUUUAUCCUGGAUAGUUUGUGCACUGUCACAACAGAGGAGAAAAUUUUGUUCUCUGUUAUCACUAAUAUGUCCUAUUGAAGAGAUGUUAAAUAUUUAUAUGCUUUGUUUAUAGUUCAAAUGUGAAUCCUGUUAGUGUUGGCUAAAAAACCAGAAUCCAAUAGCUAUUUAAUUGGCAACUAAACAUUUAAUUGAUUCAAAUUUUUCCAAAGUUUAAAGACUAUCAGUUAAUUGUCAUUCAUUUUUAUGAUGAUUGAAAAUAUGUGCUAUUGUUUUCAUUUGGGUUUUUUUUUUAUGUGUGCUUCACAUUAGAGUUCCCCUUUUUUCAAGAUUUUGAUUUAGAGCUUGCUAAGUGGGAUAAACUGGCCUAUUUGUAGAGGAAGAAUUAACUCAGUAUCUAAUAUCAAAGGGGUACAAAAUGAAAGCAGAAAGAAUAAAAAGUAGCAGUAAAAUAAUAUGCUGAAAACACCAAAAAUGUAGAUGCCUUAAUAGUAUAUAUGUGAAAAUAUUCAGCUAUCCGUUUAAAAACAAUUCCUUAGACUACCUGCUGGUUAAGCUCUAAUCAGUUGUACUCAAGGCUACCAUUGAUGAUCCCUCUGCCAAAAGUAGCCGUUCACUUUUCUGGUGAGAGCUGUAUAGAUCCUGAAGUAUAAAUCACUUUUCUGGUGAGAGCUGUAUAGAUCCAGAAGUGUAAAUAAGACCUGAGUUAUGGGCCUGUGCCAUUGCCCAACCAUUGGUAUCUUAAUUCAUCUCUUUUACCUAAAGUGUCCUAGACUUUAAGGGUUCUAAACAAGGCAAUCUUUCAUUAAAACUUUAGCAUGUCUCCUGACUUGAACUAUUUGUUUUCUCUUGGAGAUAGUUGUAUCUGAUCAUGAAAAAUGUAUCAAUCAUCCACAUUAAAUGAAAUUUUCUCACAGUGACCAUUUA